ACAACAGAUUCAGAACACUCAGAUUGCAGAGGAGAAUGUGAAACGGCCUGGAACAGAAACAGGGACAGAGUUAUCGUCAAAAACAAUUACUGGAAUUUAUGGAAAUGCGCAAAGACGCGCGCGGUUCUUUGGCACACUGGGGACCAUCGAUGGAAUGUAGAAGUGUCUACUUUUAAGUCAAUCAUUGGAUUAGACACAACUGAUUUCGGAAUUGUCGCUGUGAGGAUUACAAUUAUGAUAUACGUCUUAUUUUUGUUGUGCCUCGUCCAUGUGUCAGGUGCGGUGACAGACCUGACCGUCAUCUCCAACGCUGAGGCCUCCACCCCUCAGCUCUUCUCCAUCUCCUGCCUCACUGGGGAGCGGGACGCAGCAGAGCUAGACCUGGACAUCAAGAAGGACAACAGCAUCCUCAUCCUCUCCUCACGGCCACGUUACAGAGUCAAAAGGCCCAAGACCAAGGAGGUGGUGGCGAACGAGUUUGUGGGUGUGAUGGACCUAACAGGCAUCUUCUACUGCCAUGCGUCCCAGGGAACUGAUCCUCUUAUAAACCUGGGUAAAGUGACUCUCAUCAACAACUUCGCCAAAGCCCUGUUUGUCCCGGCCCACCUCACGGUGACAGCAAACAGAGGCGACACAGUUCACCUGGCCAUGCAGGUCCUGAGCUCCCAGAGGAGAGACGUCACCUGGAAAUACAACGGUAACUAUCACUACACGACCCACUGGGGUGAUGUGUCCAACAGUACGGCUGUACUAACCCUGGAGGAUGUGGCUAAAGCCAACGAGGGCAUCUACAGUGCCAGCUUCGUGGGAGACAGUCCCAUCAAUGGAGCCUGGAUGAGGCUGAUUGUCAGAGACUGUGGCAGUAAGAAGUGGGGUGCCGACUGUGACAAGGACUGUCCAGAGUGUCUCAACGGAGGGGUGUGUCACCACCGGGACGGGGACUGCAUCUGCCCACCGGGGUUCAUGGGGAUGCGCUGCGAGACAGCCUGUAGAGAGGGAAUGUUUGGGCUUAACUGCCAGGAGUCAUGCAAGCCAGAGAUGGACUGUAGAGGGCUGAGGUUCUGCCUGGCUGAUCCUUACGGAUGCUCCUGUGCCAGUGGCUGGUCUGGGAACCACUGCAACAGAUUCUGCCACAGGGACAUGUACGGGGCAGACUGCAGGCUGCGCUGUAAGUGUAAGAACGGUGGAGUGUGUAACCGUUUCAGUGGAUGCCAGUGUCCCACUGGCUGGAGAGGACGGCACUGUGAGAAAUCAGACCGCGCCCCCCAGAUCUUGGACAUGGCCAGUGGUCUAGAGUGGAACCUUCACUCCAGCCCCAAGAUCCUGUGUUCCGCCACAGGCAACCCCCUGCCCAGCCACACCAGCAUUGAGCUGCGCAAACUGGACAGCACUGUGAUCAAGGCGUCUCGUACUACCAUGGACUCCAAUAAGAGCACAGCCCAGUUUGAUAUUCCCCGUCUGUCCACUGAGCAUGCUGGGUUAUGGGAGUGUAGGGUUUCCACCAAUGGGGGACAAGACUCAAGGAAGUUCAACCUCAGUGUCAAAGAGCCACCGUGCCCCAGCACCCCUCCCAAGCUGCUGGAGAAGAGGAGUAAGCAGCUGGUGGUGAUGCCUGUGGAGUCCUACAGAGGAGACGGACCCAUCGACUCCACCAAGCUCCUCUACAAGCCCAUGGAGACAGGAGACUCCUGGUCCUCCAUCAUAGUGUACAGUAGAGAGCCUAUAACUCUGAUGAAUCUGAAGCCAUCUACACGCUACCACGUCCGUGUCCAGCUAACCCGUCCUGGGGAGGGAGGGGAGGGGACUCUGGGGCCUGAGGCCAUCAUGGAGACUGACUGUCCAGAGCCCACUCUUCGACCAGAGAUUGACUUCAGCUCGCUGGAGGGCCGCAACGCCACUGUGCGCUGGCUGUUGCAUGGCAACGCGGACAGGGCCAGCGGGUUCUUAGUGCAGCUCUUCGGGCCCUCCCCCUCAGGAGAGAAGCUGAGAGAGGAGACCACCCUGCUCAAUGUGCUCUCCACCAAGUUCUACAACCUGCAGUACCACCAAGACUACACAGUGGUCGUCAGGCUGCUCAACUGUGGCAGUCUGGGGCCCGCCUCUAAGCCGUACAGCGUCCGCAUAAACAGCCAGGGUCCCUCAUCUCCUCGGAACGUCCAGGCUCUGCCCCUGUCUGUGUCUGCGGUGCAGGUGAAGUGGCAGCCCCCUGAGGACCCUAACGGGGGCAUAGUGAAGUACAUCAUAGAGUACCAGUCGGUGGGACAGGGCAGCCUGCACCCCUGGGUAGAUACUGACGAUGGCAACAGGACAGCUAAAGAUGUGACAGCGCUCAACGGGAGUACUCUGUACCAGUUCAGAGUGAGGGCCUUCUCUAAAGUACCCGGGGAGUGGAGCAAGUUUGUCCAUGCCAGGACCCAGGGAGACGGUCCCCAGGACUUCACUCCUACCACCCAGGGUGUGGGGGGGCUUCCAGGCAGUGAGGGCUACCAUUUGUUGGUAGCUGUGGUGGGGUCUGUGACGGUCACCUGUGUCACCAUCCUGCUGGCCCUGCUGGCUCUCUUCUGCAUCCGCAAAACUCUGCUCAACCGCAGACGCACCUUCACUUACCAGUCUGGAUCGGGAGAGGAGACCAUCCUCCAGUUUAACAGUGGGACCCUGACCCUGACAAGGAGGCCGAAGCCUACCUCUGAGCCCCUCACCUACCCCAUCCUGGAGUGGGAUGACAUCAAGUUUGAAGAUGUGAUCGGAGAGGGCAACUUCGGACAGGUCAUCAAGGCCAUGAUCAAGAAGGACGGGGCCAAGAUGAGCGCUGCUAUCAAGAUGCUAAAAGCAGAGUUUGCCUCGGAGAAUGACCACCGGGACUUUGCAGGAGAGCUGGAAGUGUUGUGUAAACUGGGCCAACAUCCCAACAUCAUCAACCUCAUAGGAGCCUGUGAAAACAGGGGGUACCUGUACAUUGCCAUUGAGUACGCCCCAUAUGGAAACCUGCUUGACUUCUUGCGUAAGAGCCGGGUCCUCGAGACAGACCCUGCCUUCGCCAAGGAGCAUGGCACAGCCUCCACCCUCACCUCACAACAACUGCUGCAGUUCGCUGUCGACGUGGCCACUGGCAUGCACUACCUUAGCGACAAACAGUUCAUCCACAGAGACCUGGCAGCGAGGAACGUUUUAGUGGGAGACAACCUAGUGGCCAAGAUAGCAGACUUCGGUCUGUCCCGAGGGGAGGAGGUCUACGUCAAAAAGACCAUGGGGAGGUUGCCAGUGCGUUGGAUGGCGAUAGAGUCCCUAAACUACAGUGUGUACACCAUCAAGAGUGACGUGUGGUCUUUCGGUGUACUUUUAUGGGAGAUAGUGAGUUUAGGUGGUACUCCCUACUGUGGGAUGACCUGUGCUGAGCUCUACGAGAAACUCCCCCAGAGCUACAGGAUGGAGCAGCCCAGGAACUGUGACGACGAAGUGUAUGAGUUAAUGAGGCAGUGCUGGAGAGACCGGCCGCAUGAGAGACCUCCUUUCUCUCAGAUCUCUGUACAGCUCAACAGGAUGCAGGAGGCCAGGAAGGCCUACGUGAACAUGGCGCUCUUCGAGAACUUCACCUACGCCGGGAUAGACGCCACGGCCGAAGAGGCCUGACUACCAGCCCCCACAGCCCCCGGCAGGUCACGUAGCCCACGGGAGAGGCCCCGGGGCUCAGCCCUGCGUUACUGCCGCCCCCCCAGCUGCUGCCCAACGUGGGGACCGAUGGAGUAGCAGACGAUCCACCUGGACCACAAGGGUAAAGAGGGUGAAAGGUGAAAGGACACUGUGGAGGUCUUAUGGGGGCUGGGAAGGGAGAUGUGGAACUGGACACUGCAGUCCUUUCUGAAGGAGAGUAUAGAAGAAUGAGGGGCUGCAUGACGUGCUUAACAACCCUGCCAGGUGGGUUGGCGGGUGGGGCUGAGGGUUGCCUUUGGGGGCGUGUUUGGGAAAUGUGACACUAGUCUUGGGACACGUUGUGGUCCUUGUUUGGAGGACAGGAUGGACAAGGAAGAUGCUCCAUGACAUGAUACUGUACUGCCGGAGUCACAUGCUAUUACACUGCCAGAGUCUGAUGGGUGCUCAAUGAACUUACAAGCCCUUCGUCAAAACGGAGAGAGGACUUUUUUUUUUGUGGACAUAUGCUCACACGUGUAGUUCGCUGUCCAUUCUGAGAGAUGGAUUGAGAUGGAUCCGACUGGGGAAAAAACACUAUGUUGCACUUGUCUAUUCACUUAUUUCUUGUUUUGUUGUAGGGGAGAGUGGGGUAAGCUGAACACUUUUUUACAUUCAUCAUCACUCCGUUAAGGGAAAUAUAGUAUCUUUCCAUCAACAAUAUCUACAUAUAUUUCAGGAUGUUGUGUAUCCCUGGAAGUAAUAAAUAUGCAUGUAAAAAUGAGUUUUGAAAACAUAGUGUGACCAAAAAAAGUGGUCUCUUGGUGACACCUACCUGUGUACUGAAUUAACUAUUACCACUACAUGUUAAAUCAUCAAGCAUAUUUAAACACAGGCUUAACACCGAACAAACACUUUAUUCUCGUUUUUGACACUUAACAUAGGCCCUGUCGUCACCUCAUAUCCCAGUGAUAAAUGCAUUAUGCCUGGAAAGAAAACACUUGAAUUUGCUCAACUUGCCAUUGGCUCAACUUAACCCAAGGCAAACAUUUUGACUAUAUUAGCCCACACAGCUACAAGGAUGAACUUUCAUGCUCGGUUUAGGCCCUCAUAUUGAAGCUCCCGUAGGGUGGUGCACAAUCGGCCCAGUGUCGUCGGGGUUAAGGUUUGGCCAGGGUAGGCCAUCAUUGUAAAAAAUAAUUUGUUCUAAACUGGCGUACCUAGUUAAUUAAAGGUUAAAUAUUAAAACAUGUAAAACAUCUAGAAACCCCAACUGAUCCAUAGAACAAUCUUAAAAUGAUCUACUUUGGUUUAGAUUAAAGCAUCAUGAAAUCUCUAACACAUUAAAUGUAUUUGACUUGGUGAAAAUCAGUUUUUUUUUUUUUACCUAACCUGCUUAUCAUUUUUGACCUCUUCCUAAAUAUUAGGUCAAAAAUGAUUUAUUUUUGUGUAUUGUUUCCUAGAAACAAGGGUGGCUCAACUUACCCCACUCUCCCCUGUAUCGCUUGCUUUACAUAAGUAUGUACCUCCUGUACUGUAUUUGUUCCUUAGCGUGUCCUUAUCGAGUUAUAUCAUCCUCUUGUAAAAGUGUAGUAUAAAUCUUUUAUACAGACAAUUUGUUUACCUUUUUUGACAUACUGUAUGCUACCUGUAUCCCUUUGGAUGGUGUAUCUACUGGAACUACUCUGUGAGAAAAGGGUUUGUUAUCUUUAAUAAAACCUCUCAGUGGUGACUGA
Messenger RNA from Oncorhynchus gorbuscha (pink salmon), 5363 nucleotides. RefSeq names its product tyrosine-protein kinase receptor Tie-1-like. The record is from RefSeq and is a predicted model, not a curated record. Gene Ontology annotation, molecular function: transmembrane receptor protein tyrosine kinase activity; ATP binding; protein binding. Gene Ontology annotation, biological process: cell surface receptor protein tyrosine kinase signaling pathway; positive regulation of kinase activity; protein phosphorylation. The coding region runs from base 235 to 3630 and encodes 1131 amino acids. NCBI's taxonomy places the organism in Eukaryota, Metazoa, Chordata, Actinopteri, Salmoniformes, Salmonidae. The transcript is spliced from 23 exons. Gene Ontology annotation, cellular component: signaling receptor complex.